Messenger RNA from Equus quagga, 737 nucleotides. It is a transcript of the gene NDUFB11, whose product is annotated as NADH:ubiquinone oxidoreductase subunit B11. The coding region runs from base 173 to 637 and encodes 154 amino acids. The transcript has 3 exons. The record is from RefSeq and is a predicted model, not a curated record. NCBI's taxonomy places the organism in Eukaryota, Metazoa, Chordata, Mammalia, Perissodactyla, Equidae.
CAGGGAGGGAAAGAGGGCUGCUUGGCGCCUAACUCAUUCGAAAACGAAAUCCAGACUCGGGACAUAUUUAGCGCGGCGGGGGCGGAGCGACAAUUAUCGCGCUCGGGCCAAGUGCAGCUGCGCAGAGUCGCAUUUCCGUCCCCGCCCCUGAGAGCCUGCAGAACAAUCUGUCAUGGCGGCCGGGCUGUUAGGUUUGUGCACUCGCCGCCUUUUGGCAGCAGCGGCGACGCGAGGGAUCCCGGCUGCCCGUGUUCGCUGGGAAUCCAGCUCCUCCCGGGCUGUGAUCGCCCCGUCCGCUGUGGUGGGGAAGCGGGGGCCAGAACCGACUACACGCUGGCAGGAAGACCCAGAUACCGAGGACGAAAACCUCUAUGAGAAGAACCCAGACUCCCACGGUUAUGACAAGGACCCUGCUGUGGACCUCUGGAACAUGCGAGUUGUCUUCUUCUUUGGCUUCUCCAUCGUCUUGGUCCUUGGAAGCACCUUUGUGGCUUAUCUGCCCGACUACAGGAUGCGCGAGUGGGCCCGCCGGGAAGCUGAGAGGCUUGUGAAAUACCGAGAGGCCAAUGGCCUCCCCCUCAUGGAAUCCAACUGCUUUGACCCCAGCAAGAUUGAGCUGCCGGAGGAUGAGGACUGACUGGUUGCCUAGUGGGGCUCAAGAAGCACCACCUUCUCCACCCCCUGCCUGCCAUUCUGCCCUCUCCUCAGAGCACCUAAUUAAAGAGACUGAAAAUCUG